Molecule: messenger RNA, 996 nt
Organism: Protopolystoma xenopodis
Lineage: Eukaryota; Metazoa; Platyhelminthes; Monogenea; Polystomatidea; Polystomatidae
Source: the annotation of a GenBank genome assembly
AUGACAAAAUUCUUGCAGCCAAGUGUAGAAAAAUUAUUGGCACCCUUACAACUAUUUCAUCAAAAGGAUUUAACUAACGGAUUUUCGCCAAGGCAUCUGAAGCGCCCAAAGUGCAGCAAUAUAUUCUACAUAACUAGUUUUACCGGGCUUUUCCGUAAGCUCCUCUUCUAUGCUGGAUUCUAUAGUAUGCUUUGUCUUCUAUUUUUAUCCUAUAUAAAUCUUCUCCUUUAUUUUCAUGUGAAGCGCGAUUACCCCACUAGAACAAGCAAUCAUAAUCUUUUGGGUUCUAAUCCAGGACUGGGAAUUGUGCCUAAUCCUGAUAGGCUCUCUAGUCUUUUGCACAUCCGCACAUCUAAUUUCUUCACCUAUUCCGCUCUCACAGAUGAAAUGACCAGCUUCCUAUCCUACUACAUAUUUCAUAUGCAAGGUGGUAUGUAUGAGAAGUGUUCACGCUCUUUAUCCUCAAUGAAUACCAGGCGUCCUUGCUUCUUUGACCUCUCAGUAGGUGGUCCAUGCAACCUAAAAGAUGGUUUUGGUUACUACAAGAGUCAGCCUUGUCUUGCAGUGAAGUUAAACAAAAUAUAUGGUUGGCUACCUGAUCCACUGGAAAAUGUGACUGGGAUCAUGGUAAAGUGCCAAGGGGCCAGCAAGACGGAUGAGCUAUUACUUGGCGACAUUUGUUAUUACGACACUCGAAAUAUAGACUUUCCACCUAGUAACGAUGUAAAUUCCGGCGGAUUAAAUGCGGCAUAUUCUCAAGCUGACUAUUUUACAAAGCUUAAUCCUCUGUGCCAACGAGACUAUGGCCUUAUUGAGGCCUACUUUUAUCCUUUUAUGAACCAGGCAAACUAUCACCAGCCCCUAGUGUUUGUACAGUUCAUGCGCCCAAAACGACAUGUUGCUAUUCGCGUCGCCUGUGUUGCACUAGCGCGAAAUAUCCAAGUGGACUUGCCAAAACGCCAGGGCUCUGUGGCGUUUGAACUGCUCGUUGACUAA